Messenger RNA from Helicoverpa armigera (cotton bollworm), 1191 nucleotides. Its product is annotated as mitochondrial 2-oxoglutarate/malate carrier protein. Gene Ontology annotation, molecular function: transmembrane transporter activity. The transcript is spliced from 8 exons. The record is from RefSeq and is a predicted model, not a curated record. NCBI's taxonomy places the organism in Eukaryota, Metazoa, Arthropoda, Insecta, Lepidoptera, Noctuidae. The coding region runs from base 1 to 936 and encodes 311 amino acids.
AUGGCCGACCAGAAGUUGUUCCCUCCAACCAGGAGGAUGAUGCCUAAAUGGUUGAACUUCCUCUUAGGAGGGGCUAGUGGAAUGAUGGCAAUCUCCAUAGUCCAGCCAGCAGACUUGUUGAAAACUCGUAUGCAGUUACUAGGGCCUGCUGGACGGAACCUGUCAGCAUUUGCCUUAGCCAGGGAUAUCGUGAAGUAUGAAGGCGUCAGAGGGUUCUACGGAGGUCUAACCGCCGCCCUGUUCCGCCAAGCGACCUACACCACUGGGCGCCUCGGCUGUUUUAACGUUAUGUUUGACACGUAUAAAUCAAAAUACGGUACUCCAUCAUUUCCGAAGAAGGUGGUGAUGGGUGUCGUUGCUGGAGGCGUUGGUUCCUUGAUUGGGAAUCCGGCUGAGGUAGCUCUGAUCAGAAUGACGGCUGAUGGCAGGCUGCCGGAGCAAGAUAGGAGGAACUAUAGGAAUGUGUUCAACGCUAUCUCCAGGAUAGUCAGAGAGGAGGGUGUGCGAACUCUAUGGAGGGGUGCCGGUGCCACAGUCAGCAGAGCUAUGGUCGUAAACGGUGCUCAAUUAGGCUCAUAUGCUCAGGCUCGAGAAAUGCUGCUGCCGACUCUUGGUGAUGGCUUGCCGCUUCACACGGUCGCGGCUAUGAUAUCCGGGUUCAUCACAACUGUCGCUUCUCUGCCCGUCGACAUCGUCAAGACAAGAGUACAGAAUUCAGCAGAAGGAAUGAGCCAGUUCGCAGUUUUAAGUAAAAUUAUCAGGAAUGAAGGUGUUCUUUCUCUAUGGAGUGGCUUGUUACCGACAUACAUGAAGAUUGGUCCUAUGACAGUUUUGAUAUUUAUGUUCCUCGAACAGAUGAAGCGAUUGUAUCACAAAUACGAACGCGAUGACCGCGGUGAGGUGUACAGUGCUAGUGCUACCCUACUUCGAAAGUGAGAAGCUACGGGUACCUUCUUGCGGAAUCCUGACUUCCUAGCCUGUCGCUGGUAAUCUGUAAUUUAUUCUUACAGAGGUGCAAGUGAAAGUUAUUGUAAAAAUGGUUGUACCACAAAACCGAUGCGCAAACGCAUAGGAGAAGGCGGACGCUUAUGUGAAGCUCGUCGGUAUCAAUAUUUUUUAAAUAAGUUAUGUAAAAUUUGUGCAUUCCUUUUGUAUAUUGUUUGGGAAAGUAUUUGGUAAUUUAUUAAAUUA